CCCUUUCUCCCGCAAGCACCUGGGGCCCCGGACCCUCGUGUGAAGGGUGCGAGUCCUAAACUGGAGUUGGGUAGAGGCGUGCGGGCCGGCACCCCCGUCUGACUCUGGUGCCGCAGGCCUGCGGAUCAGACAUGGCCCAGAACUUGAAGGACUUAGCGGGACGGCUGCCCUCCGGGCCGCGGGGCAUGGGCACGGCGCUGAAGCUGCUGCUGGGGGCCGGCGCCGUGGCCUACGGCGUCCGCGAGUCGGUAUUCACCGUGGAAGGCGGGCACAGAGCCAUCUUCUUUAAUCGGAUCGGCGGCGUGCAGCAGGACACCAUUCUCGCCGAGGGCCUUCACUUCAGGAUCCCCUGGUUCCAGUACCCCAUCAUCUAUGACAUUCGAGCCAGACCUCGAAAAAUUUCCUCCCCCACAGGCUCCAAAGACCUGCAGAUGGUGAACAUCUCCCUCCGAGUGCUGUCUCGACCCAAUGCCCUGGAGCUUCCCAGCAUGUACCAGCGCCUGGGGCUGGACUACGAGGAGCGAGUGUUGCCGUCCAUUGUCAACGAGGUGCUCAAGAGUGUGGUGGCCAAGUUCAAUGCCUCACAGCUGAUCACCCAGCGGGCGCAGGUAUCCCUGUUGAUCCGACGGGAGCUGACAGAGAGGGCCAAGGACUUCAGCCUCAUCCUGGAUGACGUAGCCAUCACAGAGCUGAGCUUCAGCCGAGAGUACACAGCUGCUGUAGAAGCCAAACAAGUGGCCCAGCAGGAGGCCCAGCGGGCCCAGUUCUUAGUGGAAAAAGCAAAGCAGGAACAGCGACAGAAGAUAGUGCAGGCUGAGGGUGAGGCUGAGGCUGCCAGGAUGCUUGGAGAAGCACUGAGCAAGAACCCAGGCUACAUCAAACUGCGCAAGAUCCGGGCAGCCCAGAACAUCUCUAAGACGAUCGCCACAUCACAGAAUCGUAUCUAUCUCACUGCGGACAACCUUGUGCUGAACCUACAGGAUGAAAGUUUCACCCGUGACAGCCUCAUCAAGGGAAAGAAAUGAACCUGGUAACCAAGAACUCCACCCCCAGAGAAGUGGAUCUGUUUCUCCCCUGGUGUUUGAGGAGCCAGCUCGGGGUCCAGCACACCCCCACCCCACCCCACCCCCAGUAUCAUGUGAUGGUCCCCUCUGCCUCUGUCCUCCCAGCCCUUCUCAGAUGAAGGAUGACUGAUCCAUUUUCACGGGAAUGACUUCCCUCCUCCCUGUGUGGGCCAGGGGUAUUGGGGCAGUGUGUUAUUUCUCAGUGAUUUCGUACUCAAGGUUGGAAGGUGUUAACCACCAUCCCAGGAAUUCUCAAUAAAUUUUUAUUACUUCAGCUGAA
Messenger RNA from Diceros bicornis minor, 1344 nucleotides. RefSeq names its product prohibitin 2 (gene PHB2). The record is from RefSeq and is a predicted model, not a curated record. The transcript is spliced from 9 exons. Bases 132 to 1025 code for a protein of 297 amino acids. Gene Ontology annotation, biological process: mitochondrion organization. Lineage: Eukaryota; Metazoa; Chordata; Mammalia; Perissodactyla; Rhinocerotidae. Gene Ontology annotation, cellular component: mitochondrion; membrane.